Didymodactylos carnosus is the source of this 801-nucleotide messenger RNA. Lineage: Eukaryota; Metazoa; Rotifera; Eurotatoria; Philodinida; Philodinidae. The record is from the annotation of a GenBank genome assembly.
AUGCCUCGACCAGGUAAAUCAACUUAUUCAAGUGAAAAACCACCAUACUCUUAUAUAGCUCUAACAGCAAUGGCUAUACAAAAUUCACCAGAUAAAAUGUUACUAUUAAAUGAUAUUUAUAAAUUUAUUAUUGAUCGUUUUCCAUAUUAUCGUCAAAAUACACAAAAAUGGCAAAAUUCAUUAAGACAUAAUUUAUCGUUCAAUGAUUGUUUCAUUAAAAUACCCAGAAAAAUGAAACGCCCUGGAAAAGGAAAUUACUGGAGUCUACAUCCGCGAUGUGGUGAUAUGUUUGACAAUGGUAGUUAUUUACGUCGAAGAAAACGUUUUAAAGGAAUAUUUCAUUACAAUAAAUUAAAAGACGAAAAUACUUUUAGUAAUGUGAAGAAAAACUUAUCAAAAACUCGUCAAAAAAUCACAAUCUUGAAAAAUGCUGCUAGUAAUACUUCUACUUCUUCACCGAUGAUAUGUGACGAACACACAUCACUUCCAUGUACCACAAAAAAUUCUUCAUUUCUCAUCGAUGAUUUACUUGCUGAUCAAUCGAUUUCUCUAUCGUCAUCUUCGCCAUCAUCAGUACCUAUUGGAAGUGUUCAAUCAACAAAACAACAAACAUCACCUACAUCAUCCAUUAAACAAGAAAGAUUUCAACAACUUUUAUUUCCAGAAAAUAUUGUUCGUAAAUUAACAUUCUUAGACAUAUUAACAGCACAUAGUCAUAAACAUUUAAAUGUCUAUCCUAUUCAUCUUCACCAACAACAAGAACAUCAAACAACUGGAUUAUCUCUAAAUUUCUUAUAUUAG